This is a messenger RNA of Schistocerca americana (American grasshopper), 462 nucleotides long. Its product is annotated as piggyBac transposable element-derived protein 3-like. Lineage: Eukaryota; Metazoa; Arthropoda; Insecta; Orthoptera; Acrididae. The record is from RefSeq and is a predicted model, not a curated record. The coding region runs from base 1 to 462 and encodes 153 amino acids. Gene Ontology annotation, molecular function: sequence-specific DNA binding. The transcript has a single exon.
AUGACAACAGAUGCGUUACAAUUGGUACAAAUUUGGACAAAGUUGAACCUUUGGGAGCAGCUACGUGGUACAGUAGGCAAGCAAGUAAGAAAACAACUGCAACAACCUGCCGUUUUGAAGUCAUAUAAUGCGUACAUGGGAGGUAUUGACCACCAUGACUGGUUAGCUGGAAAAUAUGCGACGGUAAUUAGAGGGAGAAAAUGGGACUGGGUCCUAUUUACACAUAUUCUGGAAAUGGCCCUCGUAAAUGCCUGGCUCUUCUACAGACUAGCACAUGUUAAAAAUGCACUGGAUUUACUGGAUUUCAGACGUGCUGUUACAGUUACAUACCUGAAAUUGGACACUGGAAGACCAAAUAUUGGAUGUCCAAUGGAAUACCCAUCAAGUCAGUUGGAAGUGAUACCAGACAUCAGGUUUGAUGGAAUUGGUCAUAUGAUUGACAAAAGAAGCAUGCAAAGAUGA